Brassica oleracea var. oleracea is the source of this 1419-nucleotide messenger RNA. Its product is annotated as hydroxyacylglutathione hydrolase 2, mitochondrial. Gene Ontology annotation, molecular function: hydroxyacylglutathione hydrolase activity. The transcript has 9 exons. Bases 201 to 1181 code for a protein of 326 amino acids. Lineage: Eukaryota; Viridiplantae; Streptophyta; Magnoliopsida; Brassicales; Brassicaceae. The record is from RefSeq and is a predicted model, not a curated record.
CUGUUGUUCCAGACACGCUUUGAUGAUCUUCUUCUUCUUCUAUUCUCUGGUCUAAAAGCACCUCGACAGUCUGUUCGACUCUUUGUCUCUCUCUGACGCUCUCUCCUCCUUUUCAUCAGAGAAGAGAGCAUUUCCGGGAGACAAAGAGGAAGAGAGAUCCUUUUGAUCUAACAGAGAAAAUUCUCUUCCGAGAAGGAAGGAUGCAAACCAUCUCGAAAGCUUCGUCUGCUGUCUCCUCCUUUCGAUGUUCUUCGAAGCCAACAAGUCAGCCAUGUGUGAGACAGCUUCACCUCCGAAAGGGUCUUGUCUGCAGAGUCAUGAAGCUCGUCUCUUCACCCCUUAGGACUCUGCGCGGUGCUAGUAAAUCUAUUCGUGUCUCCAAUUUCUGCAGUGUCUCCAACCUCUCCUCAUUACAAAUCGAACUGGUGCCUUGUCUUAAGGACAACUAUGCUUACAUUUUACAUGACGAGGAUACUGGUACAGUUGGUGUGGUUGACCCUUCUGAAGCUGAACCUGUGAUAGACUCGUUACAGAGAAGUGGUCGUAACCUAACAUACAUAUUGAAUACACAUCAUCAUCAUGAUCAUACUGGUGGUAACCUGGAAUUGAAAGACAGGUACGGUGCAAAGGUGAUUGGCUCAGCUGUAGACAGAGACCGCAUUCCUGGAAUCGAUAUAGCAUUGAAGGAUGGUGACAAAUGGAUGUUUGCUGGUCAUGAAGUCCAUGUUAUGGAUACUCCUGGUCACACAAAAGACCAUAUCAGUUUAUACUUUCCAGGAUCACGAGCUAUCUUCACUGGGGACACCUUGUUUAGCUUAUCAUGUGGUAAACUCUUUGAAGGUACACCUAAGCAGAUGCUUGCUUCUCUCCAAAGGAUCAUAUCUUUACCAGAUGACACGAGCAUAUACUGUGGUCGUGAAUAUACACUGAGUAAUUCGAAGUUUGCCUUGUCCCUGGAGCCAAACAACGAAGUCCUCCAGUCUUAUGCAGCUCAUGUUUCAGAACUCCGCCAAAAGAAACUACCCACGAUUCCGACAACAGUGAAGAUGGAGAAAGCUUGUAACCCGUUCCUCCGAAGUUCGAAUACCGAUAUUCGUCGGGCGUUAGGCAUUUCAGAGACUGCAGAUGAUGCAGAAGCUUUAGGGAUUAUCCGAGAAGCUAAGGAUAAUUUCAAAGCUUAGGCUUCUCGCCCAUAUAAAUAAGGAGGUCAAAAAUACAAAUUAUGCAGAUCAUGGAGAAAAAAGAUUAUAAGAAGUUUUCAGCAUCGUACAAAGGCGUAUCAUCGAACAUAGAUCUCAUUGGGCGGCUCGGAGCGAAAUGCAUCGAGUACUAUAUAUAAAUGAAACGAGGUCCAAACACUGCAUAAAAGCCAACAAACUCCGGAAACCAAUAAUAUUCCCUGUGGAAAAGUAUGCAUCU